Messenger RNA from Mytilinidion resinicola, 402 nucleotides. RefSeq lists its product as uncharacterized. The record is from RefSeq and is a predicted model, not a curated record. The coding region runs from base 1 to 402 and encodes 133 amino acids. The transcript has 4 exons. NCBI's taxonomy places the organism in Eukaryota, Fungi, Ascomycota, Dothideomycetes, Mytilinidiales, Mytilinidiaceae.
AUGAAGAGAAUAAAGAGCGGAUGGACGCUAGCCCUUCUUGUCGUGCUGGAGCUUCUUCUAAUACCUACUAUCGCUGCAGAUAGUCUCGGUGGCGGACUGGGUCAUGGGAAGGGUGGGAUCAAGCAAGCCAAUGAUGGUAUGCAGGCCCAUAAGCAGCAAGACGGUAAAGGGGACUACAAUGGUGCAAAGGGCGGCGAUAGGAAAGGCAAAGGCAAAGGAUAUGGGAAAGACGAUGGAAAUAAGGGCAACAACACCGAGCUUGCUGCCAUCACGGUCGCACAAACCCUCACGCUGGCAGAGUUCAGCCUCUCGAAUGUCACAGUUACCGAGGAAAGGAAGGUGACCGAAGAAAAAACAGUUACAGACGUCCAGACUCAGGUUCAGACUGCUGCACGCAACUGA